CGCCAUAUUUGUUGUAAGCAAGCGAUUACUCUUGGCCACAUCAACAUAAAUUGAAACUCUCACUACAUCAACUCCUAUAUAUAUAUACAUUUAUACAUAUACACUAAAGAUUUGUAAAAGUGAGUAAGCGUGAGUACAACUGAGUUGUCGUCGGACACCUGUGAGUGACUGUGAACAAUUAUUUAAACUAUAUUUUUUUAAAUUAACAAGGGCGUGUCACGAUGAAGUUUAUAAUAUUAAUUGCUACUGUAUUUAUACAAACGAUAACUUGUCAAAGAGCUCCGACGAUAUCAUAUAUAUCACAGGAACAAGUAAAAGAUAUUGGUGGUACUGCAGAAUUGCAAUGUUCGGUCCAAUACGGUCAAGAUUAUCCUGUUUUGUGGGUUAAAAUUGAUAAACAGUCGAACGACCAAACUCCACUUUCUUCUAAGACGUCACUUAUCAUUCGUGACAGUAGAUUUGCUCUCAGAUACGACACAGCAACUUCUACAUAUACUCUUCAAGUGAAAGACAUUCAAGAGACUGAUGCUGGGCAUUAUGAAUGCCAAGUACUUAUAUCUCUAAACAAUCGAAUUCGUGCAGAUGUCGAGCUUCAAGUUCGUCGUGCUCCAUUUAUCAGUGAUAAUUCAACACGUGCUGUAGUUGUCAGUGAGGGUGAACCUGUUCAACUUGAGUGCUAUGCCGGUGGUUUUCCUACUCCCAGAAUUUCAUGGCGAAGAGAAAAUAAUGCCAUUUUACCUACGGGCGGUUCUAUUUAUCGAGGAAAUAUAUUAAAAAUAGCAUCAGUACGUAAAGAAGACCGUGGAACAUAUUAUUGCGUUGCCGAUAACUCAGUUGGACGUGGAGCAAGACGAAACAUCAAUGUCGAAGUUGAAUUUGCUCCAGUAAUAACAGCACCUCGACCACGUUUGGGUCAAGCAUUGCAGUUUGACAUAGAUUUGGAAUGUCAUGUUGAAGGAUAUCCAGUUCCUGCAAUAACUUGGAUAUACAAUGAUGCAGAAUUGUCAAAUAAUCAGCACUACACUAUAUCCCAUUUUGCUACUGCCGAUGAGUAUACUGAUUCGACACUUCGUAUAAUUACUGUUGAAAAGAGACAGUAUGGAGAUUAUAUUUGUCGUGCUUUCAAUAAACUUGGUACUGCCGAAAGUAAAAUAAAUCUUUAUGAAACAAUUAUUCCGGUAUGUCCACCUGCUUGUGGCCAAGCCAAAUACGGAGCUGGUGCUAUUCCAGUUUCAUCUGGACCUCUCAUAGCUUUUGUGUUGAUAAUCGCUGCCUUGUACAAAAACAUCAAUGCCAAAUAUUAAUUUUCCCGGUUUACUUUCGUCGACGGGAACUAGAAAUUUUUUAUCCAAGUGGCUUCUAAUAAUUUUCGGAAUAACAAUAUUGAAAAAAGUUUAAAAGUUUAACGAGUUUUCUCGAGGUUUUUAUAUAAAAAAAUAUUUUCCCUGACGAUUUAGAUAUUUAAAUACUCGACGACAUCGAAAGUUUUUUUAAAAAUUAUUUUAAUUUAAAUAGAUCUGAAGAUUUUCUCUCUAAUAACAAUAAUUAUAAUGACAAGUAAUUAAAAAAUGUAGGAAGUUGUGAUCUGAUCUCAUAAAUUAUAAAUUUUUGAGAGAUCUAGUUUAGUGAAAACAAUCAUGUAACGUUAAUAUGUUUGCACUAGACAAUGAUAUUUUCCCUAGUAACACGUGUUUGAGCAAGAUUCUGGAGUAAUUAUCUUGAGCAAGACCCCUAGCUGCUAGUGUCUUUUUCUACGUAUGCGUCUUUCGCAAGUUCGUGUACCAAGAAACCUAUGUCAAGAUUUGUGUAUGUCUUACUCAUGGUAUCGUACGCAAGAAUAUUAAAGAUAUCUUGAAUACGUCGCAAUGAAAAAGUGUCUGAUGCAUUUCUUGCACCAGUAACUUACAGUAGGGACGGUGACACGACCGUUGAACCGAAGACAAUUUAUCCGCGACAAUUGAUCCACGGAUAAUUGAUCCUAGCAACAAUUUAUCCAAGCGAUAAUUGAUCCGCCGACAAUUCUUCCGAGCGAUAAUUGAUUUGAGACGCAAUAGAUCUGAGUAACAAAUGACCGAAUGAUAUAAAAUUUGGUGAUGGUUUAUCCUUAGAGUACUUGAUUCUGGUGUGAAUUAAUUUUACUAGAUAAUUUUUUCAAUACCAUUGCAAGCAUGGGUGUGUUAACAUACUAUUGUAAGUAAGAUAUUCUAUUCGGGGAUAUUAACUUGUGUAACUAAAAGUAUUGUUUACAUUAUCGUUUGGAUCAAUGGUCAGCGGAUCAACUACCGCUUGGAUCAAUUAUCGCUCAGAUCGGUUGUCGGCGGAUUAAUUGUCACUAGGAUCAAUUGUCGUGGAUCAAUUGUCGUAGAUCAAUUGUCCUCGGAUCAACUGUCAGGUAACCGUAGGGACUUACGCAUGGCUUGCUCAAGAUCUGCUCAAGGCUCAAAGUCAAUUUCCAGCCUUGAGCAGAUCUUGAUAAAGUCAUGCGCAACUAUUUUCAACUAUAGUCUCCCUCCAGAAUUUAUAAUCUGGCACGAAGUUCUUGUGUAAGGCUUGAAGUUUAAAUUUGGUCACGAGUAUCUGCAGCAAGACACAUACGUAGAAAAAGACACUAGCACCUAUCGAUCUUGAGAGCAGACUUGCUCAAGAAUUUAAAGAGAUUGUUAUAUGGGAUUAUUACUAUAAAACUAGUGAUUUAUCAUGAGGAACAAAAAAAAAUACUUAGCUCAAUAAGUAAUAGUAGUCUUAAAUUACCUAAGAAAUACUAAGAUAAAUAAGAAAUGUUAAUAAUUAUAAAUGGCUCCGAAGACAGCGCAACAAAUUUCUAUAGAUUUUUAUAUAAAUUUUGUACUUUUAAUACUGAUGAUAAUAUAUAGUAUCAUUAUUACAACUAAUAAUGAUAAGAAAUAAUAAUAAUAAUAAUAAUAAUCACUGCCACAAGUAUGAUAAAUUGUUACUAAAAACUUUUUUUUAAAACUAUUCAGUAUUCAUUAUUUUUUUUUUGUAUCUUAUCGUUUUUAAUAAAUAAAUAAAAGCGAUAAGACUGAGAUUAACAAACAAUCAUUUAUUUAUCGUGUCAAGGGGUCAUUAAUUUAUCGUGCAGUAGAAUGAACUUAUGUACUAUAAUUAACGGAAUCGAUUACAGACGUGAUUAAAUGUUUUAUUUAAAAUUUAUAUAUUAAUUUAUUACGUCUUUUAUCGUUUGCCGUGCACAGAUACCUGUACCACUCACAAUGUAGUAACGAUUUUUAGAAAUAUAUUAUUAGAUUAUUAUUAUUAUUAUUUACACGUGCUAAUUAUAUCCAGGCACGUUUGAAACAUAUCGGCAGCACAAUUUUAAUAAUUAAAUAAAAAAAAAAAUUAAUAUCUAUCAUUAGAUAUUUAUAAUUUUAUUACGAUUUUACUUAAUUUUUUUCUACAAUUGUUGGGAUUUUUAAUAAAAAAACAGGAAGAUAAAAAAAAA
Messenger RNA from Microplitis mediator, 3460 nucleotides. RefSeq names its product lachesin (gene Lac). The transcript has 7 exons. Lineage: Eukaryota; Metazoa; Arthropoda; Insecta; Hymenoptera; Braconidae. Gene Ontology annotation, cellular component: neuron projection. The record is from RefSeq and is a predicted model, not a curated record. Bases 222 to 1304 code for a protein of 360 amino acids.